Gopherus flavomarginatus (Mexican gopher tortoise) is the source of this 1476-nucleotide messenger RNA. RefSeq lists its product as uncharacterized. The transcript is spliced from 6 exons. NCBI's taxonomy places the organism in Eukaryota, Metazoa, Chordata, Testudines, Testudinidae. Bases 119 to 1315 code for a protein of 398 amino acids. The record is from RefSeq and is a predicted model, not a curated record.
UUAAGCAAGAGCCUUUUAAAAACCGGUUAUUGUCUACCAAUCAGCAUGUGUUUUUGUGUAUAAAAACACGUGGUUUUGCGAGCGGGUUUUUCAACACAGAGAAACUAAACACAAAGCCAUGUCCCUGUACAAAACACCUACAGAAGCCAAGAAGCCGGAAUUGCCCCUGGAUGCGCCAGACCGUGUUCAGAAAAGAAGGCUCCUUUACAGUUGUUUUGCCAACGAGAAAGGGUUGUUGUCGAGCCCUGUGUUUUAUUCUGAAAGAGAACUGAAAAAAGAGGAGCCACAGCCAUUUGUAAAAAAUCAAGUGCGAAAAAAUUUGUUGUCAGAUUUGGAAAAAACAGAAUUAAAAGCAGAAGGGGGAAUGGAAGAAGAGCCUAUAUAUGAGGACAUGGCAACCGAGGAACAGCCGCAGGAUAGCGAUGUUGAAAACCAACCGAUAGACCCCGAGUUGUGGAAAGAUGGCGAUAUUGUUAUGAUAACCAAGCCUGGGCCGUACAAGAUUACUGCUUUGGUGUGUAACAAACUGCCAACAGUUGCAGAGACAGAAACACCCGAGGAGGCUGCUGAAACUAUGAUUGACGAAGGUGAUUCAGAAACAAAGGACACAAACGGGGUGUCAAUAGUAAAACCCAAAGAACAUGACAAGGAAGAUGAUAUGGGGUUCAACGGUGCGUCAGUCGAGGAUGAUGAUAAUUCAGAAUCAGACAAGGGUACGACCGAGACAUCUUCAGAGGAUGAAAAGAGGCGGCCUCUAAGCAGAACAGCCGUAAUAUGUACCUGUUGUUUUUGUGUGAAGCAAGAUGUUAAAAAAAAGUCUGUAAAAAGUGAAGAGAGUGACCAGAAAAGCGGUGAAGAAAAAGAGGAUCCAGUUAUGGUUGAUAUUGUUAGAGCUGUUGUAGUAAAAGCCUUUUACCACUGUUUGAAAAAACAACUUUUGGAAAACUGUGCAGCCUGCGCUGUAAAUAAGUCCAACCCUUUUAGUCACCCUUGUAUCUUUUGGGAUCGCUCAGAAGUAUUUUACCAGCUUAGACGUAUUUCUUCUAAACUGAACGCGGCCCAGCUGGUAAAUGUAAUUAUAGCUGAAGGCUACAAACUGAAAAAGCUUAACAUAACCACUGAAACUAUAACCAAAGUUGUUAAAAUGAUUAGGGAGGUUGGAAAAUCAUCUGACCCGGUGGCCUUGCUGGUAGAUCUGUCAAAAGAGGUGGCCCCCUAUAUUGGCCGAGCGGUGUGUAGCAGGGUUCGCCAAAUGGAUUAUAAAACUUUUUACAUGCAAGGUUGUGACCCUAGAGGCUUAAAAAAUAUAUAUUAAUUAAAAUGCAUUGUUAAAAAAAACUGUAUCACAGUUUUUAUAUUAUUUUGCUUAACCGUUAAAAAUGUAUGUAAUUGUAUCGUAUAUUACUUUACUGCUGCUUUAAAAGUCAAAUGUGUAUAAACGUUGUUGUGUUAAAUAAAAACAAAAGCAGAAACAAA